This is a messenger RNA of Suillus clintonianus, 1607 nucleotides long. RefSeq names its product Alpha/Beta hydrolase protein. Gene Ontology annotation, biological process: proteolysis. The transcript is spliced from 11 exons. Gene Ontology annotation, molecular function: serine-type carboxypeptidase activity. Lineage: Eukaryota; Fungi; Basidiomycota; Agaricomycetes; Boletales; Suillaceae. The record is from RefSeq and is a predicted model, not a curated record. The coding region runs from base 1 to 1494 and encodes 497 amino acids. Gene Ontology annotation, cellular component: fungal-type vacuole.
AUGUUCACCAAGGGUAGGAUCCUCUGUUUUGCGCUCACAGCAGGCGCGACAACCCAGUCGUUCCUUGGGUUAGGAAUGCCUAGCCAUGAAACUCCAAAACAGAAGUCAUUUCCACAAUCUUAUAUUGCGGCUUACGACGACGGAUUGUUUACGCCUUUCGAGCAACUCGGCGCACUCUCAGAGGUACAGUUCACGACCCUCGGUCACCCUGUGUUCCCGCACUACAGCGUCCGGAUCAAGAAAUCUAGUAAUUUCUGUGAUGGAACUGUGAAGCGAGCUAGGCAUCUAUUCUUUUACUUCUUCGAGAGUAGGAACGAUCCUGAUAAAGACGACGUGAUCUUCUGGACCAAUGGCGGUCCUGGGUGUUCCUCCAACCUUGGCGUCUACAUGGAACUCGGACCUUGUCGCAUACUGGAUGAUAAUGGGACCGUGUUCCAUCCCGAGUCCUGGAACUCUAAUGCAAAUAUCUUCUUCGUGGACCAGCCAAUCGGCACUGGUUUCUCGUAUGCUGAAUAUGGUCAGACUGUAAGCACUACUGAGGAAGCGGCUAAGGACGUUGCUGCGUUCAUCGCGAUUUUCUUUGAAAAUUUCACACAAUUCAGAGGACGCGCAUUGCACAUGGCCUCAGAGUCUUAUGGAGGGCGUUAUAUCCCAGUCUUUGCUGCUGAAGUCUACGACCAGAAUGCCAUGCUAAUCGCGGCUGGUAUCACGCCGAUCAGCCUUCAGUCUAUCAUGAUUGGCAAUGGCUUGACCGACUUCUACACGAUGCUGGCGGCCUGUGUAGAUACGCAAUGCACCGGCGCAGCAGUUUUCCCUGUGCAGAGCAUCUCUGCCUGCAUUCGCAUGAAGCAAGCGCUCCCUCGUUGUCAAAAGUGGUUGACUGAAUCAUGCAUCAACCAGUUCGACACAAUGAAUUGCCAAGCAGCUUCAAUCUUUUGUGAGACUGAGAUAUUCAGCACUUUCUUCUCGACGGGUAAGAAUCCUUACGAUAUCAGCAAGGACUGCGAUGGACCUAUCGAGGAAACAAUGUGCUACCCUGUUACUAAGCAUAUAUCAAGCUUCCUCGAUCGACCCUCAGUGCGCGAAAAGCUCGGCGUGGAUCCAUCCGUCACAGGUAACUUCAGUUUCUGUAGUGCUACUGUUCGACAGGCUUUCGUCUCGACCGUGGAUGAGUAUCACGCCACCGACACUCACGUCGCCGCACUUCUGGAGCGCGGCGUACGCGCAUUGAUAUUCGUGGGCUCAUAUGACUGGUUCUGCAAUUGGAUUGGUGUCCAGGCGUGGACACUCAAUAUGGAGUGGAGUGGCAAGGAAGCAUUUGGCCAGCAGCCACUCAGAUCUUGGCAAGUCGAGGGACAGGUCGUUGGACAGACUAGGAGUGCGAAAGGGCUUACGUUUGCUACUGUGGAUGGUGCAGGCCAUAUGGUUCCAUAUGACAAAACUAAAGAAGCACUUGCUAUGGUGCAACGCUGGCUGGCUGGGAUUGGCUUGUAGGUCGAGGCUGGUAGUGUAUAAUUUCGAGAACAAAGUAUGCAACCGUUGUUGAUGAAGUAGCGUUCCAAAUGUCGAUUUUUAUGUUAACAACGGAGCUAUAUAAUGUAUAUGAC